Molecule: messenger RNA, 829 nt
Organism: Toxoplasma gondii ME49
Lineage: Eukaryota; Apicomplexa; Conoidasida; Eucoccidiorida; Sarcocystidae
Exons: 2
Coding region: 1-789 (262 amino acids)
Source: RefSeq, a predicted model, not a curated record
AUGUGGACACUCCGGUCACGUCUCGUUGCGUCGGAUCCUGAUGUCGCAUUCGCGCUUCGCGAUUUGUCGCUGGUCCGCCGUCGCUUCUCACCUGGUGUGUUUCUGGUGGUCAGCAUUUCCCCCUUUGCUUUUUUCUGUGUCGAGAUCGAGCGUUUUCCCACAAAAAUCAAGCUGAGAACUUCCCCGACAGUUUGCCACGCGACAGACUCAGCCUCGGGAGUCCAACCGGGUCACAUACAUCGCUGGAAGAGUUGGCGUCGAGAAACACCAAGAAGCGCAGAAUCGAUCGCCGGGACGGCAGAAAGCAAUCGUCAGUGCGCGAGACAGGGAAAAGACACAACGACAAUGGCUGACGCCUUUGCAGUUCUGCGUUCAAGGGCUGGUGAAGUCGCCUUCCUUCAGCAGUGCCGCAACCAACUGUUCCUUCCCUCGCUGUCUCCCUCACGCGUCUCUCGUCCUGUAGAGCAAGGACCUGCGAACUCUCGCUUCUCUCGUCUCUCUGCAGUUGCAUGUGAAACACCCGGGAGCGCCGGAGAGACAAUGCGCGCCGUCGAAGCUUGCGGACCUCGAGACAAGAUCUCCACCGGACAAAAGGAAGCAUAUUCUGAAGAACUGCCGCGCCGUCACCUGCGCAGACAAGUUGUUUCGUCGCAGGUGUCUCUGGAGGAUCCCGCGCUGGGCUCGGCUUCGUCCUCGUGUUCAGACCUCUCCUUCAGACAAAAAGAGUCGACGAGCAGUUUCUUCUGCUUCGCUUCGGUCGUCUCCCCUCUUGUCUCGGCCGUCUGUUAAGACAAGAGGGAGUUGCCGACCGGCAGGCCUCUCUUUUUCC